Triticum dicoccoides is the source of this 740-nucleotide messenger RNA. RefSeq names its product thiosulfate sulfurtransferase 16, chloroplastic-like. The record is from RefSeq and is a predicted model, not a curated record. The transcript has 2 exons. Lineage: Eukaryota; Viridiplantae; Streptophyta; Magnoliopsida; Poales; Poaceae. Gene Ontology annotation, molecular function: catalytic activity. Bases 92 to 502 code for a protein of 136 amino acids.
AUCUUUCCAUCAGCCAAUCCACUCCACAGCCUCUGGAGACCACGUCACAGAAACAGAGGCCCCUUCUUCCCCGCUGCUUAAUCCUCCAUAGAUGGGCUCCCUGCGAAGCAGCACGAGUGCGGCGGUGGAGAGCGUGGACGCAGAGGCGGCGUGCGGGCUGCUGGCCUUGGAGCAGUACGGGUACGUGGACGUGCGGAUGUGGGAGGACUUCGAAAAGGGCCACGUUGCGGGUGCACGCAACGUGCCCUACUACCUCUCCGUCACGCCCCAUGGCAAGGAGCGCAACCCGUACUUCGUUGACCAGGUUGUGGCGCUCCACUCCAAGGAGGACCGGUUCGUUGUUGGCUGCCGCUCUGGGGUCCGGUCCAGCCUCGCCACCGCAGACCUCAUCGCUGCUGGUUUCACGAACGUGAAGAACCUCGAAGGCGGCUACCUCUCCUUGCUCAAGAGCGCCAGUUAUCCGCAGCCGCAAGCAGCGAGCCACCAAGGAUCCAUCAAUUGAUUCUUUCGAAUUUGGAAAAAGUUCGUUAGUGACCUGUUUGUGUACUAUGUAUCUAUCAUCCAUGGUCUUAUGAAGAAGAGAAGAAGCAGCAAGUCCAUUCAGUUGAGGAGGACAGCUUGGAAGGAUUAAAUUUCAAAGGAAAAACAAAGCAUUAUGUAUAUUGGACUUGGACUUUGGACCAAGCAAUUUCAAGGAAAUAAAAAUGUUUGCGUGUUCUGCUCACUACCUAUUUGGCCAA